Cyclospora cayetanensis is the source of this 1545-nucleotide messenger RNA. RefSeq lists its product as uncharacterized. The transcript is spliced from 6 exons. The coding region runs from base 1 to 1545 and encodes 514 amino acids. The record is from RefSeq and is a predicted model, not a curated record. Gene Ontology annotation, molecular function: mRNA binding. Gene Ontology annotation, cellular component: nucleus. Lineage: Eukaryota; Apicomplexa; Conoidasida; Eucoccidiorida; Eimeriidae.
AUGGCUGCUGAAGAAGGCAGCAGUGCUCCUGCAGCAGCAGCUGUCACUGCUUCAACGGUCCACGAGCAGCAAGGAACCCAUGCGGAUGAUGAGGCUGGAAAGAGGACGCUCCCUAAACAGGAAGGCGAUGGAGAAGGCGCGGGGAGUGCCGAGAAGACGGAGAAGGGCCGCCCCAACAAGCGUCAGCGCACAGGCCCAGGCGCCUCUACUCUUGAGGCACCGAAGGCAAGAGGAGAAAUGAGCAAAGAGGAACUGGAGGCCGCUUUAAAGCGACAAGUGGAGUACUAUCUGUCUGACCAGAACCUUUCAACCGAUGCCUUUUUCCAUGGGAAGAUCCAGGAAGCUGAGAAAGAAGGCAAAGGAGUGGCUCUGAACAUAAGCUUUGUGCUUAGCAGUCCUCGCAUCCAGGCCUUGAAGGCAACAGCGACCGAGGUGUUGGAGGCCUUAAAAGGCAGCACAGAAGUCACCGUAAGCACUGAUGAAGCGGGAAACGCAUGGAUUGUUCGCAAGGGACCCCUUCCCAUUCUUCGUAGGAAGGAGAAGAAGGCCGAGAAGAGAAGGGAUGACAAUACUCUUGGUAGAGAUCCACAUGCUGUUGGGUGCCUCGCGCGGCUCAGCAACUUACCAGCUGAAGCACCCAAGUGGCAGUCAAUUAAGGAUGCCAUCAGAGAACAUCUUCCAGAGAAGGUACAGAUCCGUUACGUGUCUCGCGUUGACAACAAACGGCAGUGCGCCGUUUGGCUUGGUAGCUUUAAGGGAGACCGCGAGCUUCUUAAGGAGCCAUUGAAGCUGCAAGUGGAGGGAAGCGAGGCUUUGCUUUCCCUCAUGAGCCCAAGCAGUGUUCGAGCCUGCUGCAAUUCUGAUCUGCCACCGCGUGUGCGCAUGAGUCGGGAGAAGGAACUGCAGCAGUUUCGUCGUCAGCUGGCAGGGCUGCCUCUUCUAGUGGCGGGUACGCCGUUUAAUAGCGUAGAUCAUCUACAUAAAUGCAUGAACGACUUGCUAGACAAGACUGAGGCGGGGAAGACCCUCAAGCCGGACUCAGUUGCCGAAAAGGCUGUGUUGGCGUUGCUCGAGUACCACCCAAACGCGUACGUGAAGAAGGGGGGAGCCGAUAAAACCCCGUGCGGUGUCAAAGUUGACUUUCAUGAAAAAACCAAUAAGGCCGGAGAGAAGGUCAAGUGCUUCUUCGUGCUGCGGAAGAACAACAAAACACAGGAAGAAGAUUCCGAGGACUUUUCGCUGUCCAAGUGCAUGGCUGAGGUGUCGCGGAACCCACCCGUAAAGCCCGAGGCCUAUGAGGCCUUUAUGCAGCAGCGGUACGACGCUGCUGCUGCCGCAUAUGAAGCAGCACAGCAGCAGCUGCAGAAGAGGCGGGCCGCUGCAGCAGAAGCAGCGGCAGCCACGGAAGGGGCCGCGGAGAAGGAAAAGGAAGACAAUGUGAAGAGUCAGGAUCUGGAAGCGAACGAUAUCACUACUAAGGAACAUAAUAAUGAAGAGGCGCCUGCAGCCAGCACUACCAGCACGCUAGGACGGGCAGAACCGUAG